Messenger RNA from Xenopus laevis (African clawed frog), 1953 nucleotides. It is a transcript of the gene etnppl.S, whose product is annotated as ethanolamine-phosphate phospho-lyase-like. Gene Ontology annotation, molecular function: ethanolamine-phosphate phospho-lyase activity; pyridoxal phosphate binding. Gene Ontology annotation, cellular component: mitochondrion. The coding region runs from base 109 to 1638 and encodes 509 amino acids. The transcript is spliced from 13 exons. The record is from RefSeq and is a predicted model, not a curated record. NCBI's taxonomy places the organism in Eukaryota, Metazoa, Chordata, Amphibia, Anura, Pipidae.
ACUUUGUAGAGUAGCAGUUACAGCACUAAGCCAUCGGAUCCGGCAGUGAGACAAGCUUAACUGAUCCCAGCUCCUGUGCAGAAAUACUUCCCAGCUACUGCAGCAGAGAUGGCAGAGGAGUACACCAAGGCAAAAAUCAUGGAAAUGAGAAAAAAGCACAUUGGGCCCUCGUGCAAAGUGUUUUUUGCAAAUGAUCCAAUCAAGAUUGUGCGUGCAAGGGGACAGUACAUGUUUGAUGAAAAAGAAGCGAGAUACUUGGACUGCAUAAAUAAUGUUGCUCACGUUGGUCAUAGUCACCCUGAGGUAACGAAGGCUGCUUUAAAACAGAUGGAAUUGCUAAACACCAAUUCCAGGUUUCUACAUGACAACCUUGUCCGGUAUGCUGAGUGCCUUACAUCCACCCUUCCAGAGAAGCUUUCAGUCUGCUAUUUUGUUAACUCAGGCUCAGAAGCCAAUGACCUUGCACUGCGUCUGGCACGACAGUACACUGGCCAUCAGGAUGUGAUAACUCUCGAUCAUGCCUACCAUGGACAUGUAACUUCCCUGAUUGAUAUUAGUCCUUAUAAAUUUCACCAGCUGGGAAAGGAUGCACAGAAGGAGUAUAUACAUGUGGCUCCUCCUCCUGAUACUUACAGAGGAAAAUACAGGGAAGAUCAUCCAGACCCUGCAUCAGCUUAUGCUAAAGAAGUAGAUUAUAUCAUUAAGAAAGCUCAUCAGAACAAACGUCAGAUUGCUGCUUUUAUUGCUGAGUCCAUGCAGAGUUGUGGAGGUCAAAUAAUCCCACCAGCAGGCUACUUCCAGAAAGUGUCAGAGUUUGUCCAUAAAGCAGGGGGAGUCUUCAUAGCGGAUGAAGUUCAAGUUGGCUUUGGAAGAGUUGGCAAACAUUUUUGGAGCUUCCAGCUACAAGGAGAAGAUUUUGUACCAGAUAUUGUCACCAUGGGAAAGCCAAUAGGCAAUGGGCACCCAAUGUCCUGUGUUGUAACUACAAAAGAAAUUGCAGAAGCCUUUGGAGCAACUGGGAUGGAAUACUUUAAUACGUUUGGAGGAAAUCCUGUAUCCUGUGCAAUUGGACUGGCCGUGCUGGAUAUUAUUGAAAAAGAAGAUCUCAGGGGGAAUGCUACUACAGUGGGGAAUUAUUUGACUGAGCUAUUGAUUGAGCAAAAACAAAAGCACCCUUUAAUAGGAGACAUCAGAGGGGUUGGCUUGUUUGUCGGUGUGGAUUUGGUUAAGGACAGAUUGCUUAGAACUCCUGCAACUGCUGAGGCCCAGUAUAUAAUAUAUAAGUUAAAAGAAAAACGAAUCCUACUGAGUGCUGACGGCCCUCACAGAAAUGUUCUGAAAUUCAAGCCUCCAAUGUGCUUUAACAAGGAGGAUGCUAAACUGGUUGUAGAUGAAAUUGAUCAAUGUCUUACAGCUCUUGAAAAAGCAAUAGGAAUCCAAUCAAAUGCUGGUUUACAUGAAAAAAACCCAGCCAAGAGAAAGGUGCAUCAUGAAAAUUCAGGGAGUACCAACACAAAAGAUGAGGAAACAUGUUCCAGUAACUUACAAGAUAGCAAUCCAAACGACAAUGCCUGCAGACAAAGCAACGGGCUGCAUCCUGAAAGCCCCACAGUCACACGUAAAAGAAUAAGAACAUAAAGAAGCAUCUUCAAACUAUUUUUAUAUGCUCAUAACUCUCAGUUCUGCCUGCUGGGGCUACUGGGCAACAGUAACAAAUGAAGACUGCUGGUAUAGUUUGCCGAAGGGUUGUUAAAUUUGUGUUGCCAAUGUAUAGUGUAUGUAGAACACACGGUUUGUUUGUUUGUUUUAUUCUGUAUUUGCAAUUUCAGUAUAUCAUAUUGGAAUUGCUUAUUUUCCCAUGUUUUAAUGGCUUAGAUUUAAAGGAACAGUUUAGUGUAAAAAAAAAAUUGGAUAUAAAAACUGUGCAAAUAAAAAUGUUUCUAAUAUAGUUAG